Messenger RNA from Entrophospora sp. SA101, 1416 nucleotides. NCBI's taxonomy places the organism in Eukaryota, Fungi, Glomeromycota, Glomeromycetes, Entrophosporales, Entrophosporaceae. The record is from the annotation of a GenBank genome assembly.
AUGUCAAAAAAUGACUCAGCUCAAGAAACGUGUGAAUAUGAAAGUGAUGAUUCUUCAAGUUCAGAAAAAUUAUAUAUAGAUCUAAUACCAGAUGAAGAUAUUAAGGAAUAUGAUCUAACGAAUGAUUCUGAUCAACCAGAAAAUAUAGAUGCUGAAAAUCAAAUACAAACUUCAUUUAUUCAUCUUCCGUCAGAAAUAAUUUUACGAAUCAUUUAUGAGCUUAUAUUGCUAGAGAAACCGAAUCUUCCUAAAACCGCUGUAAUUUCUUUACCAUUAACUUGUAGAACUUUGUGUAGGUUUUCAAAAGAUCAUAUUUUAUGGGAACAUGUAUUCUGUAAAGAGUAUGAUAUCUUGGCAAGAAAACGUCGCUUUAAAAUUUGUAAUUUUAGAAAAAUUUAUUAUAGAAGAUCACGGACAAAUAUUGAUAUGAUGAACUCAAGUCUUCUACAAUUAGAAGGAUGCAAUAUUGGACAAACAUCACCAUCAGAGUCAAUUAUAGGCAAUGUAUUAGAUGUACUAACUAGUUUAUGGAUUCUAGUCUCCGAGAAUGAUGGCAAAAACACCAAAAAGCUAUCAGAUUUCAAAGCAUCUGAAUUUUGCUUCCGGGUAUUUCUUUCAUUAUACAAUAGGAUGGAUACAUCCUUAAAGCACCUGGCUUGUGUUUUUAUAUCAUUAAAAAUUAUUUCAAUACUUUUGGCAUAUGGAUUUGAUCCUAAAUUGCAUGAAACAAUUGUUGAACAAAUGUCAUUAAUAUUAAGAGAACGAGUUAUAAAUUGGAAUCCUAACGAUGAUUCAAUAUUACCUAUGCUCGAAUGUCACGCACUUCACAUUUACUUCUCAUAUUGUGCUAGAGAUGAUUGUAAAAAGCCAAUGUUACCCUCAUCCUUUGCGUUUGAUUCUCGUAAAGCUGAUAAAUGGUUACAAUGGACAGAUAUGGUUGAUAUAUAUGGUUCAAAUAAAAUUUUAUUUUGUCUUCGGAAUGAUGCAUAUGAUUGGCCAAAUGGACCACCUAGUUUAUGGACAGGAUUAUGUACAAAUGAAACAAUUUCGGCUGUUGAAAAAUUGAUAGUUUUAGAUCUAGUAUUUUAUGAAAAUAAUGAAAAUAUAGAUUUGCCUUAUGAUGAUUUUGAAGGGAUUGAAGACGUUGAUAAACCAUAUAAUGAUCAUACAUUUAAUUACAUAUUUAAAGGUGAUCUGAUGGAUGAUUCAGGUAAAAAAAACCAAGUUGAAGGUGAAUCUUGUGUGAUUGAUAAGGGUAGAAGAGUUAAGUUUAAAUGUGCUAGCCACCCAGAAAACGGUGAUAAAAAAAGUCAUUUCUGUGGAUUUAUGACAGCAUUUGGAAUCAUUGGUAGGUAUUGGGAUGAUGAUGCUGCUGUUGAUCGUUCAGGAUUUUUUUGGAUUUGGGAAUGGAUUUAA